Messenger RNA from Epithele typhae, 1740 nucleotides. Its product is annotated as alpha/beta-hydrolase. The record is from RefSeq and is a predicted model, not a curated record. Gene Ontology annotation, molecular function: triacylglycerol lipase activity. Lineage: Eukaryota; Fungi; Basidiomycota; Agaricomycetes; Polyporales; Epitheliaceae. The transcript is spliced from 4 exons. Bases 1 to 1740 code for a protein of 579 amino acids.
AUGCAGACUGUCUGGUUUCCCGUCCCUGUCGUCGCCCUCUUUCGCCGCGUAGUCAACGUCGUCUCCGCCUUCUCCAUCUCCCAGCACUACCUCGCCCCCGACCAAUCCCCCUCGCCCUCCGACCCUCGUUAUUCCCUCCGAUGGCCGGCGUGGCUUCGUUAUGCAUCGAAUCACAGUCCUCAAGGCUUCCGCCGUAUGCUCCAUGUGGACUCGCACACCACAUACCCCGAGCCCAGCGCAUAUACCGACCGAACCCAGGUCAACGAUCUUCCACCACACGGCAAGCCUUCUUCAGAUCCAGAACACCAAGACCAGAUACACCGUCUGAUCCACCAUCCUGCUCUAUAUGAUCCUGUCCGCACGCCCCGCUAUCCCAUAGUGCUUUGCCAUGGCCUCUAUGGGUUUGAUGUACGAGGGCCUUCUGCGUUCCCCAUCUUGCAGCAGCAUUAUUGGUCGAACGUUUUGGCUGUUCUUCGGAAGAGUGUAGGAGCUGAGGUUUUGGUCACCGGAGUGCCAAGCACUGGUUCUGUCUUUUCCCGCGGAGACAACCUCGACCAGUUCCUCCGCAGCAAGGCCCCGGCAAGAGGGAUUAACUUCCUUGCGCACUCCAUGGGUGGCCUCGAUUGCCGAUACCUCAUCUCUCACAUCAAGCCCACCGAGUACGCUCCGCUCUCCCUCACCACCAUCGCCACCCCGCAUCGAGGAAGUCCUUUCAUGGACUGGUGCAGCCAAUACCUUGGAUUGGGCCAACGCAAGGAAGAUCUCCCGUCGGGGCACUCUCUUUCGGAACCGUCCACCACUCGCGCUGAACCAACGACGGAGGAGAAGCAGGAACGAGCAGCUUCUGUCAAGACCCUCCUGUCGCUUGCGUCUCUUCCAUCUUCCUUCACCACCCUCCUGCUCUCUCUCCUCGAUUCUCCCGCAUAUGCCAACCUCACCACGCACUACCUCAACACCGUCUUCAACCCCAACACGCCAGACGACCCGUCUGUCAAGUACUUCAGCGUCGCCGGUCGCUGCCCGGGAAUGAACAUCUGGCAUCCCCUCUGGCUCCCCAAGCUCGUGCUGGACGGCUUCGAGGAACGCGAACGCGCCCGCUUGCGCACCAACUCCCACCCGCUCGCAGAACUCGACUCAGGGUGGGGUAACGACGGCCUCGUCACCGUCCAAAGCGCGCGCUGGGGCGAGUUCCUAGGCGUGCUCGACGGCUGCGACCACUGGGAGAUCCGCGGCGCGCGCGGCAUCGACGUCGACCUGCCCUCGCUCCCCGGCGCGGACGGCUGGGCGCUCGGCGACUGGGGCAAGUUCGUGCGUGCGUGGAAGCGCGAGGAGAAGGAGGCGGCGGCGAAGGGCGCGGGCGCGCGCAUGAGCGAAGAGCUUCACGAGGCGAGCGAACGGCUGAGGUCGGAUCGGAGGGAAGACGCGCGUUGGGGGCGCACGCGGCCACAGGACAGGGCGGAGAUGGACUCGGACGAGGUCGUGCGGAGCUCGACGGCCAAGGUGUCGGCCAUCUUCGACUGGAUCGUGGACCAAGUCCCCAGUCCUGGCAGUGGCGCCCAUGCGUCCUCGCCCGCGCCCUCGCCCGCAGGCUCCGCGUCUGCUAGCCCUGCGGAGUCCGGUGCGAACGUGACGCGCGCGAAGAGCGAGAAGCCUGUCCAGCGCAACGACCUCGCGACGAAGAUGGAUCUCGAGCGGUUCUACGUCGCGCUCUGUCGGAAACUGUAUGACGAGGGCCUGUAG